Messenger RNA from Raphanus sativus (radish), 723 nucleotides. RefSeq names its product 40S ribosomal protein S14-2-like. The record is from RefSeq and is a predicted model, not a curated record. The transcript has 5 exons. Gene Ontology annotation, cellular component: ribosome; cytosolic small ribosomal subunit. Lineage: Eukaryota; Viridiplantae; Streptophyta; Magnoliopsida; Brassicales; Brassicaceae. Gene Ontology annotation, biological process: ribosomal small subunit assembly; maturation of SSU-rRNA from tricistronic rRNA transcript (SSU-rRNA, 5.8S rRNA, LSU-rRNA); translation. Gene Ontology annotation, molecular function: small ribosomal subunit rRNA binding; structural constituent of ribosome; mRNA 5'-UTR binding. Bases 139 to 591 code for a protein of 150 amino acids.
AUAAAGAUUCAGCCCUAAACAUGUUUCGAAGCCCUAGUAUAAAAAUCGAUUACUGAUUCCGCUUCUUCUCGACAAACUCUGUGCCUGCGGAAACUUCAAGAACAAGACUCUUCCAUAUCCUUUUUCUUGCCCUAAACCAUGUCGAGGAGAAAGACGAGAGAGCCCAAGGAGGAGACAGUGACACUUGGACCAGCUGUUCGUGAUGGAGAGCAAGUCUUCGGUGUUGUCCACAUCUUUGCUUCCUUCAACGACACUUUCAUUCACGUAACUGAUUUGUCUGGACGUGAAACCCUUGUCCGUAUCACCGGUGGGAUGAAGGUGAAAGCAGAUAGGGACGAGUCGUCACCCUACGCAGCUAUGCUUGCUGCACAAGAUGUUGCUCAGAGAUGCAAGGAGCUUGGAAUCACCGCAAUGCACGUGAAGCUCCGUGCCACUGGUGGAAACAAGACGAAGACACCUGGUCCUGGUGCUCAGUCUGCUCUCAGAGCUCUUGCCCGUUCUGGCAUGAAAAUUGGCCGCAUUGAGGAUGUUACUCCCAUCCCAACAGACAGUACUCGCCGAAAGAAUGGUAGAAGAGGAAGGAGGCUCUGAGUUUUAGCUUCUUUUUUUUGAGUUUUAGCUUUGUUCAUUUUUUCAGUACAAUGCUUUUGAACAAUAUUUUUCUACGAUGAUGAAUCUAUGUUUUUUGCGAAUUACGCAUAAUAAAUUAUUAUUAUAAGACUA